Molecule: messenger RNA, 2801 nt
Organism: Gambusia affinis (western mosquitofish)
Lineage: Eukaryota; Metazoa; Chordata; Actinopteri; Cyprinodontiformes; Poeciliidae
Exons: 4
Coding region: 336-2252 (638 amino acids)
Biological process (GO): positive regulation of translation; positive regulation of cell size
Source: RefSeq, a predicted model, not a curated record
GGCAGAGGGGAAAGACGAAGAGAGAGAGGGAGAGGGGGCCUCCUGGUUUCUCUGAGACAGGCCCAGAGUGAGGGGGGAGAGGGGCUCCAGGAGCACCACAACGGAGAGCGAGACGAGUGGGUGGAGAAGCAGGAUCGGAGGGGAGGGGGGGAGAAAGAGGCAGGGCGAUAAAAUCAGAACCAGGCUUUGGCAGGAGCAGAGGCAGGGGGUGGGACUUGAGCUGUGGAGGGAAAACGGCACAGGAGGAAACAAAGUUUUGAAAACUGAGGAAACAGAGCAGAUGCUGAUGGCCAAAGCAGGAAGAGAUCCAUGGAAGAAGGUCAUCGUCUGUCAGCAUGUUCUCUGACAGCCGGGCCACUGCCACCACGCCUGGGGAGCAGAGGGGCUUCAAGGCUCAUGCCCCCCACUUCAUCCCAUGGCUGCGCAACAGCCUGAAGGCUCAUCACAGCAGCAGCAGUGGCGACGGCGGCGACCUGGGGCUCAACGGGGCGUACAGGUCCAGCUCGGAGGGCCGCGGCGCCCUGACCACGUUGGAGAGGGCCAAGGGGAUCGGUUUCUUCUCUAGCCGGGCCAAGAAGGGGGAGCUCCGGUGUAAUGGGAUAGGGAUGCUGCCGGUGGUGCUGAGGGGGCAUCACAUCCUGCCAGGCAGCUUGGGGAAGCAGAGAGAGGACGGUCCUGCCAUGUGGAGCAAGACUAAAGAGCUGGAGGUGGAGCCCAGCACCAACGCUCAACUCAGCCCAGAGGAAGGACUGGCCGACAGCUGCUCCUCGCCGCCACAGAGCCACAACGUGGGAUACACAAGCAGCCCCUCAAUGAGGAAAUAUGGGCCUCUGGUGGGGCCUCAUCCCACCCCUGUGCCUGUGUUGCUGGCUGAGAAGCCCGACUACGAUCUGCCUGUCGUGGUGUGCAUGGAAGACAGCGAGGGGAAGAUGUGGGACUACACCAGUCACACCACCUACCGCCAGAGAGACGUCCACUCCUCCAGCUGGCUGAGCUCAGGAACUCAGCAGCUGAUUGAGAGGGAGCGCGGGUUCAGCUCCAGCUUCAGCUGCGUCAACAAACACGGCAGGAGUUCUCAGAGUCAGAGGGACCUGACGGCCCUCAACGGGCUCGUCUUCUCCAGCCAGACCCCUCCUGGAGCCCUGGGCUGCACCGCCACCCUGAGAGGCCCCAGAAGGCCCCAGCCGAACUCGGAGCGGAUUGCGAUCCUGGGUCAGAACCAGACCUGGGUACCGCAUAGACCAAAUAGAGAGCAGGAGCCACAGAGGAAAGGAGCCGAGUGCAGCAGAAAGGUGGUCCGAAACCAGAUCAAACGGGUGGUGGACAACCUGGAGCAGGUCCUCACUUCCCUCAGGGACAUCCAGCAGGAAAUCAAAGAGGUCGUGCAGCAGAUUGACUAUCUAACCUCCUCCAUUGAUCUGGAUGAUGAGGAGCAGCAGAGGCCUGGAGGAGAAGCUCAGCCUCCCAGCGACAGCAGCUACAGUUCGGGCUCCAGCUCCAGUGAAGUGACAGUUCGCAGCGCCCAGCAGAGGGCUCCGGGAGCUGAAAACCAGCCAGGAACUGCAGACUCCUACAGAACCCCCAGCAGAGAGGAUCACAGCAGAAGUCAGCCUUCGCAGAACGGGCAGCUGCGCUCCAUUACCGCGGGCUUUCUGUCAGAAAGGAGCGUUCAAUUAACUUGCGGGCGAUUCCCUAGAAAAACUUUGUCUCGGGUGAACACAAGCAGCCUCCCUCCAUCCAGAAACCCGACCACCCAGGAUCACGUUUCGUCUCCUAAAAGAAGCCUCCCUGCUCGGCCUCCCACUCCCGGGUUGUCUCCACUAACGGUGAACCUCCAUCACCCUGGAUCACAGCCUUCCUCCCCUCUGUCUCCAAAGUCUUAUCCGCCCCCCGCUCUCAGCCCUUCUGUCAUCAUUGAGACCAAAGUCGGGUCACUACAGACCCCACAAAGCGAUCUCCCAUCUGCUGGUCCAUUUCCACCGUUUCUAUCUCACCCUCAGUCUGCCAGCUGCCCACCCACCAACUUUGAAACCAAAAGUUUGCCCCUCCUGCACGACAAAGAGCGGCGAGCGGCCUCAGCGGGACCCUCGAACACCUGCGCAGCCAAACCACCCACAGGACAGGGCCGCAGGGCCCGCAAGCCCCCACCGUACCCGCACCACAGACUGUCUGAGCCCACAAAGAAAGUGAAAGAGCCCCGCAAAGCUCCUCCAUACCCUGAGAAAAGAAGGCUGCUCUCAACCACCGUGUGAGACAAUGCAGCAGGAGGGGGGCGGCCGAUCGAACAGAGGCACAAACACAGCACCAGCCACAUGUCUGCAGGAGUGGGGAGUGAUUUAAGGCCGCUUACGGCUCGCCGAGAUCAAGUUUCCAGGGCAACGGGAUGCAGACGCAACUCAGGAGCCAGGUCGAGGUCCAGGUGUGAUCUGUUCCUGUUCUGACCCCCCCUGAGAGAGAAAGAGAGCCUGGAUGGUGACAAAGGGACCCGGCGUUUCCUCCACUCCGGGGGAUCGCCUCGACAACAGAUGAAAGACACCGAAGGGCACACAGCCAGAGCAGGAGGAGGAAACAUGUUCUCUCUCUCUCUUUCUAAUGACGCGAGUGUCAGGAAUGCCCUUGCUGGGGGAAAGGAGGCGUGUCAAGGUGUGCCUCGCAUCGCCUCGCAGACCACGACCGCAACAGAUACAGCAGACCGCUGCGUAGUGACCGUCCAGACAUUAACCUUCCACUGACAACAUUACGUGCAGAGAUACAACUCCAAGUCGGACUCCAGAAACUAAUAAAAAAAUCUGUCUUUCUGA